Molecule: messenger RNA, 5073 nt
Organism: Xyrauchen texanus (razorback sucker)
Lineage: Eukaryota; Metazoa; Chordata; Actinopteri; Cypriniformes; Catostomidae
Product: TBC1 domain family member 24-like
Exons: 7
Coding region: 350-2041 (563 amino acids)
Source: RefSeq, a predicted model, not a curated record
UGUCCUUUUAAUGAAUUGCAUGCAUCUACUCACGAUUCCCAAUGGCUAGUUAAUGUGCUACAGCACAUACUUGUACAUUGGCGUGCAAUUCAUUGAGUGCUGGACACAUUAGCUGCACGAGCUACUCACGUUAGCUUAAUCUGAAGCCUCUCCGUUUCAUUCGUGCAUUUAUUACAUGCGCCAAGGACAAACUCGACAGAAUCGAAUAAGACACAGAUCUGCUUCUCUGUUGCCUGCAUUGGUUGUGUUUGCAUACCACUGGAGCAGCAUGUUUUUCUAUCUUUCUGUCUUUCUCUCUGUCUUGCUCUCUUUUUUUGUGAUUGGUGCUUGAGGUCUGAGGUCAGAGGUCAUGGCCGGGGAUUGUGGCAUGUUUGUGGACUGGUCUCAGAUGGGCGAUGUUUCUCGUGACACGGCUCCUGGGAAGACUGAUUAUAAGGAGUUAAAAGAGCUGAAACAACAUGCUCGCUCAGGCCAGUGGGCGAAAAAUCACACCCAGCGCGCUACCGUUUACCAGCAUCUGCUCAAAGCGCUCCCGUGUCGAACCGUCACUCCGGACGCUGAGGUCUACCGGGACAUCGUUGGGAAUUCCACCAACAAGCGUAACCCAUCCGCCUACCCUUUACCUGAAUUUGUGGAUGCGACAGAGGUACCGCGGUAUUGUCUCAAAGCGGAAUCCAUUGGCUCAGUGCACGUUGUCAUUUCCUGCUUGGCAGGGCAGUUCCCGGAUAUCUCAUACUGCCCGUCGUUGCCUGCGGUGACGGCAUUGUUGCUGCAUUGGAGCGCGGAUGAAGCACAGUGCUUUGAGAGCGUCAGUCGCAUGUUGGCCUGCAACGAACCGGGUCGCCGUUUAUUAGAUCAGACUUUUCUCGCAUAUCAAUCAACCUGCAUGACUUUCGGCGACCUCGCGCAUAAAUAUUGCCCUGCUGCGCAUAAGCUCAUCGUUGCCACGGCAACAGAUGUACUGGAGGUGUACACUGAUUGGCAGCGAUGGGUUCUCGGUGACCUGCCGUUUGAUUAUGCUGCGCGCGUGCUGGACGUCUUCUUGGUGGAGGGCUACAAAGUCCUUUAUCGUGUCGCGCUGGCGAUUCUGAAGUUCUACCGCAAGCAGAGCGCGGCCUCUGGAACAGCCCUAACCAAAAAGGACUCUGCAGGGGUCAGAGGUGAUAUCCAGGCAUUUGUGAAGAACAUUGAGAAAUGUGUGACGCCGGACAAACUGCUAGAGAAAGCCUUCUCCAUUCGCUUAUUCAGCCGCAAGGAAAUCAUGCUGCUACAGCUGGCCAAUGAGAAAUCACUUCAGCAGAAAGGCAUCACCGUCAAACAGAAGAGACAAAAUGUGCAGUUAGCGGUGAACGCGGAUAAUUUCAGCUCUGAGAUCGUCAGCGCUAAAGAGAUCAGAGAUAUCUGGUCGUGGAUUCCUGAACGCUUCGCUCUGUGUCAACCACAGCUGCUCUUUACAACAUCAACACACGGCUGCAGCCUGAACAGGUUUUAUGCACAUUGUGAGGGAUAUGAACCAACACUGAUGCUCAUCAGAACUACUGCUGGAGAGGUGUGCGGGGCCUUCCUGUCCACUGAUUGGGAGGAGCGGAAGAGAGGCGGGAACAAGCUCAGCUUCUUUGGCACAGGAGAGUGUUUCGUCUUCAGAAUGAAGCCUGAGAUGGAGCGUUACGAGUGGGUCAUAAUCAAACACCCGGAGCUAGCGAACGCAACCCAGCCCGCGGGCGAUGAACAGGCCUGUGCAGGCGGCAACGGCACACCACAGACCCUGGAGAAACCGGCUUUAGACCCGUCGUACCUCUCACCUUUCCUGUCUGCGCGACACUUCAACCUCAACUCACGCAACACCUCCAUGUUUAUGGCGGGAAACAUCGACUCCAUCAUUAUCGGUGGAGGUGAUGGUAACGCUCUCUACAUCGAUUCUGAGCUGAAUCACGGGCGAACUGAGCGCUGUGUGACCUUCGACAACCCGCCGCUGUGCGCCGAGAGCUUCCAGGUGGCACUGCUGGAGGUGUGGGGCUUUAAAGACGCCAUGGCAACAUAGAGCAGCUCGUCACGCUCCUAAGAAGAGAUUUGGAUGAUUAAACGGUGACUGUGGGAUUGUGUUAUGUUGUGUUAGACGUCCCUUAAUGUUGAUGGUAAAAGCGAUGAUGCUCCUUUAAUGCACUAAAAUCUGACCUGAGCUCCGGUGAGGAUGUUUAUUGCUUAUAUUUCAAAAUGCAAAACAGAUGUAUCGUUUACGGUGAUGUAUGUAGAUACUUUUCUGCUUUUACAUUUCAGCAGAAGGCCUGAGUUGAUUAAGUUCAGUAGUAUUGAGAUGCUCUAAGGACUUCAGUGUAGAACAAAAUCAUUUUUGAAAUUGCUGUUAGUCAUUAUCAUUAUCAAUAUCAAUAUCUUAAAGAAAUGAAACAUUUCUUCAUCACAACCAAAUCCCCUCUGUUCCUGUGUGCCAAUUGGGAAAAAUCAGCUUUUCCAGGUUCUCUGCUGAAGUGGACCGGAAAACAUGAGAUCUCCAUAGACCUGCAGUUAUUUUAUGUUUAUUGAUUACAAAUUAAAAGUACAUCUGGGGCAUUUUUAAAGACAUACCAUCAUUUAUCUUUUAAAGGGAUAGUUUGCCCAAAAAUGGACAUUAUGCACUCAAAAUAAAUGACAUAUAUUUUAGCCUAUUUUUAAGAUUCACGCAUUUCAAUUUCAGAACAAAAUGCAAUAAAAUGUAUUAUAAAAUUUUAAAUAGUUUUUUUAUCUUUAUAGUUUUUUAUUUUAUUUUUACUUAAUAUUACUUUCAAAUUCAAUUUGAUCGAAUUUUGUUAUGAACUUGAAAUGCGUAAAGCUUAAAAUAUAUUUUUUUAAAUGUGUGAUAUUUACUCACCCUCAUGUCGUUGAUUUUACCCCAUGGAACACAAAAUGAAAAAUUGUAAAAAAUCGAAUCGUACAGUGACCAGAAGCAGUAAAGCUUCGAAAAGGGCAAAACACAGCACAAUAUUUUCAUACAGACAAUUUUUUUUUGAUACUUGUAUUAAGGGGUCUGGGUAUCUCAGCAAGUAUUGACGGUGACUAUCACACCUGGAUUCACAAGUUCGAAUCCAGGGCGUGCUGAGUGACUCCAGUCAGGUCUCCUAAGCAACCAAAUUGGCCUGGUUGCUAGGGAGGCUAGAGUCACAUGGGGUAAUCUCCUCGUGGUGGUGAUUAGUGGUUCUCUCAAUGGGGCGUGUGGUGAGUUGCGUGUGGAUCGUGGAGAGUAGCAUGAGCCUCCACAUGCUGUGAGUCUCCGCGGUGUCAUGCACAACGAGUCACGUGAUCAGAUGCGCGGAUUGACGGUCUCAGAAGCGGAGGCAACUGAGACUCGUCCUCCACCACCCGGAUUGAGGUGAGUAACCGCACCACCACGAGGACCUACUAAGUAGUGGGAAUUGUGCAUUCCAAAUUGGGAGAAAAUGGGAUAAAAUAAAUAAAUAAAAGAUACUUGUAUUGCAUUUUGCAUCUUUUUUGUAGUGUUGCAGCUCCUGGUCACUGUAUGAUUUUUUUUUUUGCCAUUGAAAAGAGCAUUGCUAACAUUCUCCAAAAUGUCUUCUUUUGUGCUGCAUGGAAAAAAGAAUAAAAUCUUGGGUUUGGAACGACAUGGAGAAGAGUGAAUAAUGACAUAAAUUUCAUUUUAUGUGAAAUAACACUUAAAGAGCACCUAUUAUGGUUUUUCAAAUAUUACCUUUCAUGUAGUGUGUUAUAUCGCUGUUUGUGAAUGUUAAAAAUCAAAGUGCACCACAAAUGGAGUUAUUGACUCCCAAAUGAAAGAACCCUGAAACGAGUCGUUAGUAAAUCCAGACUUCAUGUACUUACGUACGUAAUUUGGUAACAAAACACCCGCCUCUGGUCUUCAUUGGCUGCUCGUGAACAGCUUUGACCCGCCCUCAAACACUACACUAAGCGGUAGACCAAUCACAACAGACUGGGUCAUCUGACCAAUCAGAGCAGAGUCGGCUCUCUGAAAGGAGGAGCUUAGAAUGGAUCAUUGAACGAGUCGUUUUUGACACUGGGAAUAAAAGGUGAUACUGCAAUUUAAAUUAAGAGCACAUGAAAGUGUUUUUUGACCUUGGAUGCAUGUAAAUAUAUUGUAUGAGACCUUUAAAACUAAAUUAGCCACGUUUAAAAACCAUAAUAGGUGCUCUAAGUAAAUUUAGCAUCUUAACUUGAAUACAUUACAUAUAAUUUAAUAACAGAAUGUAAUGUAUCAUAUCACGAACCAUUCAAAACAGCAAGUGAAGUAUCUUCAUUAGCUAAACCCAAACAUUAGAUACAUGCAGGUUUCAUUUUAAUGUCUUUUCUUGAGGUGUAUGUACAAAGGCAUAAUCAGCAGUAUUUUAUGAAACUUUAAUUUGCACUUACUCAACAUUAUUAAGCUUCUAAGUUGAUUCAUGAUUGUAAAUAAUCUAUGAAUGAUCAUUAUCAGUAAUAUAUAGUUUGAUAUCAGUUUCUGGAUAUUAUAAGCUCUACGCUCCCCCUAAAGCAUAUCUCUGAAUGAAUGAUCAAACUUUUGUGUAUCUUGUGUUUCAUAUCAAGCUGUGUGUGUGUGUUUAUAUGUGUCUCGUUUAGGACAAGCGGCCCGUCCAAGUGUGUGUAACAAAAGGUGUGUGUUUAUCUGUGAUGUAAGGUUGCAAGAAUGAAGCUUAAGUCUUAAAUAUGGACAACAAAAAACAUUGUGGGUAACAAACCUGAGCUAUAGUGUCAAAUAUUAAGGCAUAUCUGUCUCUCAGUUUCAUAUUUUAUGAGUUUAUCUGCUCGUAGAAGUUGGUCAGGAUUGUUUCUCCUACGCAGGGUGCGUUGGCUUUGAGUAAUGGCGUCUCCACAGAAAUGCUUAUAUGUUUCAGUUGCACAUGCAUAAGAACUGAGAGUCUUAACCGCAGAGUCUUCAUUAAAUAUUUUGUUUAUUUUUUUUUAAGAAAGAUAAUAUCAAGGGCCAUUGAAAUGUUAUUUAUGAGCCCAAUACUUUUCAAGGAAUGUUUAAAAUGACUUAGUUUGAUUUUUUUCCAGUAAUGACAUCAUUAGGGUUUACCGUGUAGGGAGUCGUGGAAAGCAUAAUUG